Messenger RNA from Prunus armeniaca (apricot), 1500 nucleotides. The record is from the annotation of a GenBank genome assembly. NCBI's taxonomy places the organism in Eukaryota, Viridiplantae, Streptophyta, Magnoliopsida, Rosales, Rosaceae.
AUGGCUGAUUCAACACCUCUUCUCUCCGAACUCAACUUGGCCGACUCAGAACCCCCGGUACUGCACACACACCUUCCCUCCCUCGACUCCACGAUUGAACGGUGCAUCGGAGAUUUCGGGUGGGCCCAAUUCCUCCAAGCCAUCCUUGUAUCAUUUUCAUGGUUCUUUGAUGCCCAACAAACCUUCAUCACCGUCUUCACAGACGCGGAGCCAACAUGGCACUGCACCCAGCUCACUGACCGCCACAGCUCAUGCAAUUCAGCCUCCAACAUUUGCCAACUUCCCCAAAAUUUAUGGGCCUGGGACAGGCCGAAAUACACCUCCACCGUCUCUGAAUGGGCCCUUGAGUGCUCGUCAUCCCUCGUGACUGGCCUGCCUGCCUCCGCCUUUUUUAUGGGCUGUUUAAUUGGCGGACUGGCCUUGGCCACACUUGCUGAUACGUCAUUGGGACGCAAAAACAUGUUGUUUCUCUCAUGUCUCAUGAUGUCUUUGUCCACCUUCCUCACCGCCUUUUCUACCAACAUAUGGAUGUAUUCCGCCCUCCGAUUCAUCACCGGAUUUGGCCGCGCCACCAUUGGCACCUCCGCUCUUGUCUUAUCAACGGAGCUUGUUGGGAGGCGGUGGCGCGGCCAAGUUGGUGUUAUCGGAUUCUUCUGCUUCACCCUAGGGUUUCUAUCCCUACCCGCAAUAGCAUAUAGUCAAAGAGCUCAUUCAUGGAGAAGCCUCUAUAUUUGGACUUCUAUUCCCACGUUUUUGUAUUCUAUUACGGUUCAUUUCUUGGUUCGUGAGUCACCAAGAUGGCUCUUUGUUAGAGGUCGCAAAGAAGACGCAAUUGCAACCCUAAAAUGCAUUGCACCCAUUGAUAGUGCUACUACUAAAACACCAUUUACCUCAAGCUUUAUUUCGAGCUUGUCCUUAGAGCAAGAAACAUGGAACGUUGAUCUCUACUCGUCGAUCAGUGUUCUGGUAGAGAGAAGAUGGGCUUUUCGGAGAUUGUCCGCGGUUAUGGCAAUAGGGUUUGGCACCGGAAUGGUGUAUUAUGGCAUGCCCUUAGCCUUGGGAAGCCUGAACUUCAAUCUCUACCUGAGUGUCACAUUCAAUGCCUUGUCUGAGCUACCAGCUUCAUUAAUCGCAUUCUUCUUCAUCGACCAAAUGAACAGGGAAAACGUCACUCCUUGUUUUCACCAGCCUUUCGCCUGCUCAGCGUUCAAUGUCUUGCUUAUAUUUAUGAUUGAGCUAUUUCCCACGUGCGUGAGAAACUCGGCUCUGUCGAUGGUGAGGCAAGCGGUGGUGUUGGGUGGUGUGUUUAGUCCGAUGCUGGCGGCCGCUGGGAGAGCCAAUGGCGGGUUUUUGUCGUAUGGAGUGUUUGGGGUUGUGGUUGGGGUUUGUGGGUUGUUUGCUUUAUGUUUGCCAGAGACAAGAGGCUGUGGGAUUUGUGAUACGAUGGAUGAACAAGAGUACAAAGACACAGCUGCUUGUAACGCGGUUGGUCGUGUCUAG